AUGCUUAAAUCGGGAAUUGCGUUGCUUUGUGCACUUCUGCCAUUGAUUUCAAAUGGAGCUUUGGCGGAGACGGAAUCCGUUUGUCUUUUGAAGGACCCCCCAAAUCAGUGCGGAGGAUUCUGUCUUAGUGUAUUGACGCCGGUGCUAAAUCACUUAACUUUACCCAAGGAUCAAAGGAAUACCAGUGAGGCGAACAAGGCAAAUGAAGUCCUUGUGCGACAGUACACGAUGGAAAGCCAACUGAGUUCUCUGGAGAACCAACAAACGAUUUUGGGUAUCAACCAGCAGAACUUGACGGAGAGACAUGAUGAUUUGAAAAGGCAACUGUCGGCCUUACAGGAAACAUUAUCCAGAGUGGAAACCAAAAUCAAAUAUGUGGGAUUCGAGCAAAUCGGCUCGAAGUACUUCUACAUAGAGAAAUACUCUGAGAAGAAUUGGUCCAGUGCUUCAAAAACUUGUCGUCAGAUGGGAGGUAACCUGGCGGACAUUAAGGACGAACAGGAACUGAUCGACCUUCAGGCGAAUCUCAAGGGGGACACCCAUUACUGGUUGGGAAUCAACGACUUGUUCAAUAAGAGUGACUACUUGUCAAUUGCUACAGGAAAGCCAGCUCCCUUUUUAAAAUGGGCCAUUGGCAGUCCCACCCAAUUGAACACUAAUAAUUGUAUAUUUCUAUAUAAUGGUGGAAUGUACGAUUACUCAUGUAGCUAUAAAUUUCGAUUUAUUUGCCAGACAGAAUAAGAAUAUUACUUGGAAUUUUGGAACCUUAAUUUCUAAAAUAUAAAUAUGUAACUCUAAGAAAAUAAAUAUUCAUUGAUCAUGCUGUAAU
This is a messenger RNA of Drosophila rhopaloa, 829 nucleotides long. RefSeq names its product accessory gland protein Acp29AB-like. The transcript has a single exon. The record is from RefSeq and is a predicted model, not a curated record. Bases 1 to 741 code for a protein of 246 amino acids. NCBI's taxonomy places the organism in Eukaryota, Metazoa, Arthropoda, Insecta, Diptera, Drosophilidae.